Molecule: messenger RNA, 1875 nt
Organism: Miniopterus natalensis
Lineage: Eukaryota; Metazoa; Chordata; Mammalia; Chiroptera; Miniopteridae
Source: RefSeq, a predicted model, not a curated record
UGUUCCGGUUUCAGAACGGCCGGAGACUGGUGGCGUUAGGCUUUAAUGUGAACCCGAAUCUGGGCCUCCGUUUCUCUGAUUAUCAUGGUUCGCCCCACAUUUUCAUGGAGAGAACGUGACAGAGCAGGAGGGCGAAGGGAGGCCCAAAGAAGGCCCGCGUUUCUAGUUUCUCCGUGUCCUUCCUGUCUCUUGGAGAGGGGGCGAUAACGCUGAGGAUUUGGGAUUGGGAUGGGGUGUACACGGUGUAUGCCAGAGGGGUGGGGGGCCAGGGGGUGUUUGACCCGCGGCCUGUCACCCCAGAACGAGAUCGACGAGCUGAGGACCGAGAUGGACGAGAUGAGGGACACUUUCUUCGAGGAAGAUGCCUGUCAACUGCAGGAAAUGCGCCAUGAGUUGGAGAGAGCCAACAAGAACUGCCGGAUCCUGCAGUACCGCCUCCGCAAAGCCGAGCGCAAGCGGCUCCGCUACGCGCAGACCGGGGAAAUCGACGGGGAGCUGCUGCGCAGCCUGGAGCAGGACCUCAAGGUUGCAAAGGAUGUAUCUGUGAGGCUUCACCAUGAAUUGGAAAAUGUGGAAGAAAAGAGAACAACCACAGAAGAUGAAAAUGAGAAACUGAGGCAACAGCUUAUAGAAGUUGAGAUUGCAAAGCAAGCUUUACAGAACGAACUGGAAAAAAUGAAGGAGGACCAACCAAUAAAAUGGGAGAGAUUUUCACAUAACAUUGCAGAUUUCCAGCUCCUCUUGAAAAGCCCACAUUCCUGUAUCCCAGCAAUCUGCCCGCUCCUUUACGUGGAGUGUGCCCUCUUCGCUGCAGCCCCUCCCGUUCCCCGUGGUACUGCGCAGCUUUCCUUAAAGAGAAGAGGAAGCAAAGAUUUGCCAAAAUCUGAAAAAAAGGCCCAACAGACUCCCACAGAGGUAUGUAGAAAUAAAACUUCAACUGGUACAUCAAGCACCCAUAAACGCAGGUCGUGAGCCACUUCUAUAAGUAGACAUAACAUCCAGAUACGCUCCUGUAAAACACAGUUUAAGGGUGCACGUUGACUGUCGCUGUAGAUGCAGGCGGUAGGAAGCGUUCGGUGUCUUUGCUUACACGGCUAGCACUAGCAUCCCUGCUAUUAUCGCACUUACACACAGCAAAAUGUCAUAGUCCUUUGUGUGCUCCCGUAUUUGAGAACUGUAUCCAUGGUGCUAAUCUUGUUUGCUCAUAAUUAAUAAGGUCAGUAGAAUAGCUGUCCCUGUGGUGUCAGGGAGAGUAAAGAAAGGAAUGUGCUAGGAAGGGAUGGCAGAGGGGACAGAAGAGGCUCCUGGUGGCUCUCCAGUCCUGGACUGAAGUAAUUCCCCGUGAUUGGGGAAACAAAAGAAAGGCAACCAAAGGAUAAAAAUAGAACAUAAAAGAUGUUUUCAACGUGGGCUGGUUAAGAACCUUGGCAACAAGGCCACGGUAAAGGCUCGUUAUGCCAUUAGGGUGAGCAGAAGGUACCGGGAGCCGUAAUGAAGGUGAUUUGAAAACAACAGAAGAGGGAAUUCUUGGAGGCAGAGGUGACCUAGCAGCUCUCCAGAUACACUCGGCUAGAUAUUGACCUUGAGAUGCACAUGUUGGGGUGCUAUAGCAUGCUUUUUUUUUCUUUAAUGCUUUCAAAGGGUUUUCUCAUUAGAUAUUAACUUUAACUAAAGCAAUAUUUAAAUAGACAGAAUUUGAAAAAGUUGAUGUGGACCAUAUUUUUGAAAAGCGUAACAUAUUAAGUGUUUAUUUUCCUCUCUCUACCCGCUCUGUUCUGGUACUUGCAGAAGGAUCUCUAUAGGCCGGAGUCUUGCAGCAGGAUCCGUGCCCCCUUUCACACAGUCCCCUCAGGUUCCUUGAUGGGCUCAGACGCG